AUGGCUGCACCGCCCAUGAUGCCGCCCAUGGAGAGCAGCGAGAGCUUCAACCCUGAAUUCAACAUGGCAGGCACGCCGCCUAAAGAAGGCGCCCCGGCGCUCGCCUCGCCCAUGGAAGACGCGGCUCCCGCAUGGCCCGAACAGCGGACGGGGCCCCCGGAUGCGCAGACACAGCAGAGAGUGCACGAUGUACUGUAUUCGGAUAUAGGCGUUGCGACGCUGCUGAAUCGGCUCAAGGCCAGCAUUGCGAGCGCCAGAGACUUUGCCAAUUUCCUCAAGCGGCGGGGUGCGCUCGAGGAGGAACAUGCGGGCAGCCUCAAGAAGCUGAGUCGCCUGACGCUGGACGGGGUGCGCAAGCCAGACACGCGACAUGAGAGUUACCAGACACAGUUCGAGCAGGUCCUCCACGCCAACGAGCGCAUCGCCGACAAUGGCACCCAGUUUGGCCUUGCACUGCACGCCAUGCACGAGAACCUGCUGCAAAUGGCCAAUAAGAUGGAGGCGAACCGCAAGACGUGGAAACAGCAGGGCCUUACUGCGGAGAACAAGGUCCAGGACGCCGAAAGGCUGGCGGAGAAGGCCAAGGCCAAGUACGACCAGCUUGCCGAAGAUCUCGACCGCGUCAAGACGGGCGACACGGGCGCGGGCAGGAAGUUUGGCCUCAAGGGGCCCAAGUCGGCGGCUCAGCACGAGGAGGACCUGCAGCGCAAGACGCAGGCAGCCGACCAGGACUACGCCAGCAAGGUGCAAACGGCGCAGACGUCACGUAAAGAGCUUGUAGCCACUACUCGUCCCCAGGCCGUCGCUGCGCUCCUGGAUCUUAUCAAGGAAACCGACGCUGCCCUGACUAUGGAGAUGCAGAAAUAUGCCUCUUUCAAUGAGAAGCUAGUAGUCAACAACGGCCAAGUUGUAAGCCCUCAGCCGCUCAAGGGCUCCACUAGCCAGCUUUCACCGAGCAUCAAUCAGCUCAUCUACCAAAUCAAUAACGAGCGCGACUUUGAUGAGUACAUCCUGAGCCAUGCCUCCAAGGCUCCCUUAUCCAAGGCGGAACUGCAGUACGUCAAACACCCGACACAGGCCCCGACACGGUCACAUCCAACACCCCCAGCGGCUUUGAAGGCUCUGUUCGACAGCGAUGCAUCCCAAGUGGAUUUCCGCAAUCCAGAAACAUUUCAGCAGGAUGUCAAUAGCGUCGCUGGACUGUUGAAGCAGUUUUUCCGCGAGCUUCCCGAUCCACUUCUUACUCGGGAAUUCUAUUCCAAGUAUAUUGACGCUGCACGAAUUGACGAUGAGACUAUGCGGCGAGACUCGAUGCAUGCACUGAUCAAUGCUCUCCCCGAUCCAAACUACGCAACGCUGCGCGCUCUCGUUUUGCAUCUGCAUCGGGUUCAACAAUCAUCCGAAGUCAACCGCAUGAGUACUGCGAACCUCGGAAUUUGCUGGGCACCGUCUAUAAUGGGACCCCACAAAGGCAACAACAUGGCCGACGCAGGCCUACAAGCCCGUGUAGUCAUAACGAUCCUUGACAAUGUUCUCCAAAUUUUCGAUGAGGAUUAG
Pyrenophora tritici-repentis Pt-1C-BFP is the source of this 1557-nucleotide messenger RNA. NCBI's taxonomy places the organism in Eukaryota, Fungi, Ascomycota, Dothideomycetes, Pleosporales, Pleosporaceae. The record is from RefSeq and is a predicted model, not a curated record.